Phytophthora infestans T30-4 is the source of this 1185-nucleotide messenger RNA. Its product is annotated as Voltage-gated Ion Channel (VIC) Superfamily. Gene Ontology annotation, cellular component: membrane. The record is from RefSeq and is a predicted model, not a curated record. Lineage: Eukaryota; Oomycota; Peronosporomycetes; Peronosporales; Peronosporaceae. Gene Ontology annotation, biological process: potassium ion transmembrane transport. Gene Ontology annotation, molecular function: voltage-gated potassium channel activity. The transcript is spliced from 6 exons. Bases 1 to 1185 code for a protein of 394 amino acids.
AUGAAGACGCCGCAAGAGCAGCGACCUCGCUCCUACACGGAGCACUCAACGCUGUUAUCCACGCCGUCACUAGCACGAUGGCGCCAUUGCCAUGCGGCGAGUAGACGACACACGACGGUGCGCCAAGACAUCUGGACUGUGCUGCGAUUCCGUUCUUCCGUGCAGCACCGCUAUGGCCUACAGCUCGCAUCAUACAUUUUGGAGCUUAGCAUCUUGACGCUCAUCCUGCUGAACGUGGUGGUGGCCGUCUCGGAAACUUCUGUCGUGAACGACUGGACGGAUAUAUUCUUGCUGGUAUCCACCAUCAUCUUCUCUAUUGAGUACGCGCUGAGAGUGUGGUCGUGUGUUGAAGACGAUAGAUUUAGCGAGGGAGCAAUCAAAGGACGAUUGAAAUGGAUGACACGGCCGUUGUCGCUGAUCGAUCUGAUAGCAUUGGUCCCAUUCUACUUGGAGCUCAGCUUACAAUUCGACACACACCAGCAUGGAGGAUUAACACUGCGAAGUCUUCGACUACUGCGGAUUGUAUCGUUCCUGCGACUAGAGCGAAUGUACAACGCGAUGAAGAACCUCCGUGUGAUCUUCGCGCGAAAGAAAGAGGAGUUUUUAGUGGUAACAUACCUUACAGCCGUGGUGAUUCUAACCUCGUCACUGCUGAUCUUCUUUGUCGAGCACGUGGCACAACCUGACGUGUUCUCAAGCUUUGGUGUCUGCGUGUGGUGGUCGGUUGAGACGAUCACCUCACUUGGUUAUGGCGACAUAGUGCCCGUCACUAGCAUGGGCCGAGCGGUGGGCGCCUCGCUGGCGCUCUGGGGUAUUGUCUUGUUCACGAUUCCCGGGGCAGUGUUAGGGAGUGGGUUCAUCGAGGUGAUGCUGGAGAAACAGCGCGCAGAGGAGGCCGAGAUGUACAGUAUGGCAAUGGGCGGCGCCCAUACGCCGGUUUCGGUGUCUUCAUCCAACAACUCGUCAGCGCCGCGCCUAGCGGCCGCUAUGCGAAUUGAGGCACUGCAUCAAAAGGUCGAAGUCAUCGCGGCAGGCCAGCGUCACUUGGAGGCGCACUUCCGCCAGCAACAGCAGCAGCUUGAGAGGCUCACGCGUCUUCUCGAGGCCUCGCUUGGAGUGGCUACGACCAGCGUAACGUCGUCGCCGACGCGACGGGCCACAACACGCUCUCUCGAGUUAAGUUAA